Molecule: messenger RNA, 1113 nt
Organism: Hibiscus syriacus
Lineage: Eukaryota; Viridiplantae; Streptophyta; Magnoliopsida; Malvales; Malvaceae
Product: mediator of RNA polymerase II transcription subunit 30-like
Exons: 4
Coding region: 88-675 (195 amino acids)
Cellular component (GO): mediator complex
Source: RefSeq, a predicted model, not a curated record
CUCCAUUUGAUAUUUUCUCAGCGACCAAACAGUAAACAAGGAAAAAAAAAGUAAUACGAAACCCAGAAACCCUUCAUUGAAAAAAAAAUGGAAGAAAAUAGCGUUGUAAGUAGCACAACAACACCAACAAACAGCAGCAACAAAACGACGCAGGAGCUUGCAUCGGAGGGCCUAAAACAUCUAGAAGAAACCAUCGAAGCCGCUUUUCAGAUUCUCUCUUCCAUGAACGACGAGCUUUGCAACCCUGCCUUAUGGUCCACCACUCCUACCACCAGCGCCGCCGCCGCUAACGGCCCUUCUCUCUCCAACGGCGCCGUUUUAGGAAACGGUGAUUCGUCCUCCGACGGCAGCGGCGGCCAUCACUCGGAGACGGGGGGAGCUGGAGGUAGUGGCAAUGGCGCCCUCGAUGAGGCUCGCCUUAUGUAUAAGAACUCCGUCGCUGCUCUUCGCACUGUGCUCACCGCUAUUCCCAAUUCUCAAAAGGCAAAAGCAUUUGAAACGGGUUCAACUGCGAGUAGCCCUGCAGGUGAAGCAGAUAUCGAGAAGUUGGAAGAGCAAGCCUCGAAUCUCAGGAAGGAGCUUGCAAACAAGAAUGAAUAUAUAAAGCGUCUAAUUGAUCAACUACGGGAGCUUAUCAUAGACGUAUCGACUUGGCAAAGUCCUUGUUCCAUGUAAAACUCGGACAACAAUCGAGUUAUCUUGGCUGCUGAUACCCUCGGAGGAGGAGUAUGAGCUUCAUUGCGGGUGGCGCUGUAUUCAAGCAAUAAUGUGUCUCUCUUAUGGAACCAUUUGGCAUGGUUUACUUGGAGGAAUAUUGCCUGUCGAGUAGUUCGAUAUUAUCUCGAGUGGAAGUAAAAAAAAACGAGAUGUUCUUCGUAAUCGAUUUUUCAUUAUUAAGUACAUUCCUAUACUACUACCAAACACAAGCAAACGUAAAAUGCAUGGAUGCUAAAUCUGUAAUGAGAAGACGCAGCUGAUUCAAACACAGUUCUUUCACCAAAACACUGCAGCUUUAUUGCAUAUUCCUUGACAAAUUUUAAUUUGAGAACAUACAUUUCUAAAACCUGUAAGAAAAUUUAGAGGGGGAACGAGGUUUUGAGUUCAACCGGUUAC